AUGGAACAAGAUUUAUGGAAGCAAAAUGCAUCUGCUAUGAUAGAUUAUCAUGGUCAAGUUUUUGAAAUAAUUUGUCAAAGAUCCCAUGGAAGUCACGCAUUUUCGAUAUUUCAAGGCGCUAAUCCUCUUGAGUUAUCCUUCACGGUUCUCCUCUUAGAUAUGGCUAUAGUUCUUGUAUUAAGCAACAUUAUGCGCUUCCUCUUGAAGCCUCUCAAACAACCUAAAGUUAUCUCUGAUGUCCUGGCAGGCAUAAUCCUUGGACCAUCAGUGCUAGGUCACAACGAGACCUUCGCGAAGAAUGUCAUUCCAGAUAACUCAAGAUUUAUAAUUCGAAAUAUUGGGAUUAUUGGAUUCAUGUUUUUCUUGUUCUUAACAGGCGUAAAAAUGGACGUAGCUGUGAUCACCAAGGUUAGAAAAAAGCUUUGGGUGAUCGCUUCUGGAGGGAUACUAAUCCCCUAUAUCAUUAUAUUUUCCUUCGUAAUAAUCAUUAAACACUUCAUGCACCUUGGACUUAUUAACAAAUCAUCUUCGACGGGAGCUAUUGCUUCAGCUAUAAUCAUCACAGCAUUCCCGGUAAUUUACUCCGUUCUUAGAGAUAUGCAACUUUUAAGCUCGGAAAUUGGGCGUGUUGCCUUAACAAUCGCGAUUAUUGGAGACGUGUUCGGGUUAAGUAUGGUUGUUACAUUUGAAGCAUUGAAGCAAGGUGAAAAAAAGAUGAUAUAUGUGCUAUAUUACUUGUUAGCACUAGUUGCGGUUAGUGGCUUGGUAUUAAAUGGCAUACCGCAUAUAAUGAAAUGGAUUGUUAGGAGAACACCCAAAGGUAAACUCGUGGACCAAAAUUAUGUCAUUGCUACCUUAUUAGGAGUUUUUUUUAUGGGCUUCACCACUGAUUUUAUUGGGGCUGCAAUUGGAAGUGGGCCCAUUUGGCUUGGGCUUGCAAUACCUGAUGGGCCUCCAAUAGGGGAAACAAUUGUCCAAAAGACUGAGGUUAUUUUAAAUGACAUUCUUAUGCCCUUUGCAUAUGCUACUAUUGGGCUUCAGACGGAUGUAUUUCAAAUAUGGGCUUAUUGGGCCUCUUUAAUUCCUCUCUUCACUUUGGUUUUUUCGGCCAUUUUUGUCAAACUUGUUGCGGUUGUUUUAGUAGCUCGGUUUAUGGAGAUGACAUAUAGAGAUUCGUUUACUUUGGGUUUCAUGCUUAGCCUUCGAGGUGAAUCGGAGUUUUUUAUAUGUCUUCAUUGGAUGGAUUUAAAGAUCAUAGACGCGCAGUCUUUCUCAUUAAUAGUGAUUUUGAUAAUAUUAAUGACAAGCAUAGCUUGUCCUAUAAUCAACUACCUCUAUGAUCCAACAAGACCAUACUUGAUAAACAAGAAAAGAACCAUACAACACAGGGUGCAGGAGUCUGAACUUCGAAUCCUAGCAUGCAUUUACGAUCAAGAAAGUGUGGCUAACCUAUUUAGCCUUGUGGACUUCAUUAAUCCAACAACAAAUAACCCAUUUACAGUUUUCGCUCUCCACCUUGUUGAACUCUUAGGGAGAGCCGCCCCAGUGUUCAUCAACCACACGAAAUAUAAAGAUGUGUAUCGAGACAACAACAAUGAGGCCGUUCACAAAGCCAUCAAUCACUACGAAAAGGCUCGUAGAGAUUGCAUUACAAUGAACUUUUUUACAAGUGUUACACCUAAUCGGACCAUGUACCGAGAUAUUUGUGAGAUUGCUUUGUUGAACAAGGUAGAACUUAUUAUUUUACCCUUUCAUAAGAAAUGUAUUGAAAAUAGGUAUGAUUUUUCAACUGCCAUACGUAGGGUAGGGGUACAAUCUACUAAUGCUAAUACGUUGUCCCAUGCACCAUGCUCCGUUGGAAUUUUAGCAUGUAAGAACGUUGCUCCAUGGGGGACACUCCCAACUCGAAUAAGCUACCGCGUAAACUGCGUGUUUGCACUGUUGUUCCUAGGAGGGCCUGAUGCCCGUGAGGCCCUUUCGUUGGUGAGUCGCAUGGUGGAACAUCCUAACGUGUCAUUGAUCGUGGUUCGAUUCUUGGCAAAUGAGUAUGAAGGGUAUGAGAAGUCGGAGAGAAAGAUGGAUGAUGGGGUGAUAACUUGGUUUUGGGUUAAAAAUGAAAGGAAUGACAAAGUAGUGUACAAGGAGGUUGUUGUGCGCAAUGGUUUUGACACUGUUUUGGCCAUUAAAAUGUUAAAUGACAGUGCUCCUAUAGAUCUUUGGAUUACAGGGAGAAAUAAUGGAAUUAACCCAAUUAUAAUAGAGGGUUUAUCAGAAUGGAGUGAAAAUCCUGAAUUAGGAUUAUUAGGUGAUGUUUUGGUGUCAUUGGAAUCGGGAUCUGUAUUGGUAGUGCAACAACAAGUGUUAAGAAAUCAUCGUGUUAAUCCUUGA
Molecule: messenger RNA, 2388 nt
Organism: Chenopodium quinoa (quinoa)
Lineage: Eukaryota; Viridiplantae; Streptophyta; Magnoliopsida; Caryophyllales; Amaranthaceae
Product: cation/H(+) antiporter 24-like
Exons: 3
Coding region: 1-2388 (795 amino acids)
Biological process (GO): regulation of pH; proton transmembrane transport
Cellular component (GO): endomembrane system; membrane
Molecular function (GO): antiporter activity
Source: RefSeq, a predicted model, not a curated record